AAUGGCCAUCCGAAACUGGACAGACACCGUGAGCACCCUCCUGGUUAUGACAGUUCUUCUACCAUGAUGAGUAGUGAGCUGGAAUCCAGCAGCUUCAUUGACUCUGAUGAUGAUGACAACACAAGCAGGUUGAGUAGCUCCACUGAGCAAAGUACUUCAUCCCGGCUCAUACGGAAGCAUAAACGCAGGAGGAGGAAACAAAGGAUGCGGCAGAUUGACAGGUCGUCUUCGUUCAGCAGCAUCACUGAUUCUACCAUGUCCCUAAAUAUCAUCACUGUCACACUCAACAUGGAAAAGUAUAACUUCCUGGGAAUCAGCAUUGUAGGACAGAGCAAUGACCGGGGUGAUGGUGGCAUAUACAUUGGCUCUAUUAUGAAAGGAGGGGCUGUGGCAGCAGAUGGCCGAAUUGAACCAGGAGACAUGCUUCUGCAGGUGAAUGAUGUCAAUUUUGAGAACAUGAGCAAUGAUGAUGCAGUACGGGUUUUACGGGAAAUAGUCUCCAAACCAGGACCUAUCAGCUUAACAGUAGCCAAAUGCUGGGACCCUACUCCCAGGAGUUAUUUCACCAUCCCCAGGGCUGAACCAGUGAGGCCAAUCGACCCUGCGGCGUGGAUCUCUCAUACCACAGCCAUGACGGGAGCGUACCCCCGUUACGGUAUGAGCCCCUCCAUGAGCAUCACCACAUCUACCAGCUCCUCACUAACAAGCUCAAUUCCCGAUUCGGAAAAAUUAGAAGAAUCUCCCUUAACUGUGAAGAGUGACAUGGCUACUAUUGUCAAGGUUAUGCAGCUACCAGACUCAGGCCUUGAAAUCCGGGACAGGAUGUGGUUAAAAAUUACCAUCUCCAAUGCAGUGAUAGGAGCAGAUGUGGUUGACUGGCUUUACACACACGUGGAAGGCUUCAAAGACCGACGGGAGGCUAGAAAAUAUGCCAGCAGCAUGUUAAAACACGGCUACCUCAGGCACACUGUGAACAAAAUCACCUUCUCGGAACAGUGCUAUUAUGUCUUUGGAGACCUCUGUGGCAAUAUGGCUGCACUGAACCUUAACAAUGGUUCUAGCGGAGCCUCAGAUCAGGAUACCCUUGCUCCACUUCCGCAUCCUGCUGCUCCCUGGCCGUUAGGCCAAGGAUACCCAUAUCAGUAUCCUCUGCCCCCUCCGUGUUUUCCACCAGCAUACCAAGACCCAGGCUUUAGCUAUGGUAGUGGCAGUGCAGGAAGCCAGCAAAGUGAAGGAAGCAAAAGCAGCGGCUCAAACCGAAGCAACAGCGAGAACAGCAGGAGGGCUCUUGGCAGAGAGAAGGACCGCAAGUCGGCUGGCAGCGGCAGCGAGUCUGACCACACUGCCCGCAGCGGGGGCGGCGCCAGUGUCGUGCGUCGGGAGAGGCCUGUCAGCCAGCUCAGCCACCGGAGUCAUGUCUCUGCCAAAAAAAUCCUGCUCUCGCCCCCCCACAGCGAGAGAAGCCACCACAGCCAUCAUUCUUACGGGCCUCCAGGAGUGCCGCCCCUCUACAAUCUCCCCAAGCUGGGCUCCAAAGUCUACGGGACGAGCGGACCCCCUGGAGGACCCCCCGUGAGGGAACUGAGCUCUGUUCCUCCAGAGCUGACGGGG
Messenger RNA from Balearica regulorum gibbericeps (East African grey crowned-crane), 1611 nucleotides. The record is from RefSeq and is a predicted model, not a curated record. NCBI's taxonomy places the organism in Eukaryota, Metazoa, Chordata, Aves, Gruiformes, Gruidae.